CAAUGCCGAUUGUUCUUUUCGGUCGAGGUGGAGCGGAGCACGAGAUUCGUCGCAGCCGCAGUUUUGAUCGGUCGCUCUGCUGCGCUCGAGAUGCGCUCUGCUGGCCAAUAUACAGUAUAAUUGUACACCAGAGGUUAAAAUCUAAAAAAAAAAAAAAAAAAAAAAAAAAAAAAAAAAAAAAAAAAAGAAAAAGUAAAUAAAUUAUACUCGGUGAUUGUCAGUUGCAUUGUCUCGUUAGCUGGUACUAGCUCCCAUCGGCUUUUCGAAUCCUCUUCGCGAAAACACGGACUUGUAGUAAGUGCUCGUAUUUGAGCAACAAAUUUUUGAUAACAAGAGCGCAUAUAUGAUCCGGAGUGAAAAAUGAAUCAUGAGCCUACGUGGAAAGGGCCACUGCACAAACGAUCGUGUACCGAUUGUUUCUGGCUCCUAAUCUUCAUCAUCUUCCUAGGUGGCUGGGGCACCGUCUCCUACUACGCUUUCAAGAAUGGAAGGAUCGAAAAGCUCUUUCACCCCAGCGACAGCGAGGGCCGAAAGUGCGGCAUCGACUCGCAAGUUAAGAACAAGCCCUACCUGUUGUUCUUUGAUCUCACCAAAUGUGCCAAAAUUUCUCCGAAAGAUCGCAUCUGUCCCACGACGCAGGUCUGCGUGAGCCAGUGCCCGCAAAAGAAUUUUCUCUUCAACGCUGGGAUGACCGACGUGAAUCGACUGAAAAAAGACUUGAUCUGCAAGAUUGACGUUAAACUCGACAAGAUCAAUCGGCUCGACGAAAUUAAAAUGCUCAUCGAUCACGAAAAGUGCGCCAGGUGGUACUUGGAAAGCACCUCGAUAAUCGGCCGGUGUUUCCCCAACAAGGUCUGGGACGAGUUUGUCAACGCCACCAUCACGGACGAGGCGCUCGCCUCCGCCAAGGAAGUCGUCAAAGCCGUGGCUGAGGUGGAGCAAUUUUUGAAAAAGGCCUUUGAAAGCGCCAAGGAAAACAAGUACAUUGUGCUCGCGAUCUCGAUAAUCAGUGGAUUCGUAUCGCUUUUCUACAUCGUCAUACUGAGGUGGCUGGCAACGCCGUGCGUUUGGGCGACAAUUUUCACAUUGUGCGGUCUACUGGGCUUCGCGACAUACGAAGCGUCACUGAUUUACCAAAAAAACCAAACCACCGAGUGGCUAAUCGUCCUAAUUACUUGCGCCGUCCUUUGCACUGUGAUAGUACUGGUAACCCUGUUUCUGCGAAAAAGAAUCCAUCUAGCUUGCCAACUGAUCAAAGAGUCCAGCAAGGCCGUGACGUGCAUACUGUCGAGUUUGUUUUUCCCGCUGGUGCCGUGGCUAUUGCACCUGUUGGUCUUAGCGUACGGAGUGACGAUAUUCCUGUACCUCUCAACCGUAUGGAAGCCAAACUACCGAGUGGACAUGAUGAACGACGACUGCAGCUGCGAGCCCUCGCUCCGCUACGUCGCCAACUCGUCGUGCGAUCCCGAUUUGUUUAACGCCAAGUGCGUCCAACGGUCGACCGGUGAGCCCUGCACCCUCUCGGCUUGCAACCUCUUAAAGAAGGACCGACCUUGGUUCAUCAAUCACUUCCACGUGGUCAACAUCAUUGGCUUCUACUGGCUGUUCUUCUUUGUCUCGGCCUUUGGCGAGAUGGUUUUAGCCGCGACCUUCGCCACUUGGUACUGGACUUUCCGGAAACGCGACGUACCCUACUUUACCAUUACGGUCGGCCUGUACAGGACCAUCAGGUAUCACUUGGGAACGCUGGCCUUUGGAUCUCUCAUCUUGACGAUUUGCCGAUUGAUCAGGCUCAUCCUCGAGGUGAUCAACAACAAGGUGAAAAAGGCCAACAAUCAGGUGGCCAACGCCAUAAUGUGCUGCUGCAGGUGUUUCUUUUACCUGCUGGAGAACUUUUUGCGAUUCGUCAACAGUAACGCAUAUAUCAUGUGCGCUGUGUAUGGAAAGGGCUUCUGCAGCUCGGCCAGGGACGCAUUCAAUCUUCUCAUGCGGAACGUCGUGCGCGUCGUCGUCAUAAACAAGAUCACGAGCUGGCUACUGUUGUUGGGUAAGCUGUUAAUCAGCGCGCUCACGGUUGCAGCCACUUGGUGGUAUUAUACCAACAGCAGCGCGAGCAAGGCCGGUUGCAAGGAUGACGUAAGCUGCUGGGCGGUGCCGGUGGCCAUGACGGCGAUAGCGUCCUACUUGAUAGCCACGGUGUUCUUCAAGGUUCACGCGGCGGCCAUUGACACGCUGUUCUUGUGCUUUCUCGAGGAUUGCGAGCGCAACGACGGUUCCAAAGAGAGGCCCUACUUCAUGAGCAAAAGACUGAGAAGACUCUUACACAAGUGAAAGGGGUACGAUGAACAUCCGUCAUUCUCUGAUAACUUUGUUAUUGCCUUCCGCGAAUGGCAACUGAGAAGUUUUUGUGAUUCAUCGAGAUGUACACACUCAUACAUACAACUUAUUCAUAUUUAUAUCCGUAUUUAUACUUAUAUACAUAUAUUUUUUAUAAAACUUUUGAGGCUGUUGUCAAGAUGCUGUGUAGAUAUUCACACAAAUGUAUAUUGUUGUUCGCACGAUUAUUGUUUUUUGUUUUUAUUGAAUUUUUUUUUUUUGUACUCGUCAUCGCUCAAACAUUGAAACAUUAUGAAAGCGUUCAGUAUUACUUGCUAGGUAUUUUAUAAUUGCAAAAUAAACUUUAACGAACAUUGCGAAUAAAUGAAACAAGCAAGUU
Molecule: messenger RNA, 2716 nt
Organism: Copidosoma floridanum
Lineage: Eukaryota; Metazoa; Arthropoda; Insecta; Hymenoptera; Encyrtidae
Product: choline transporter-like 2
Biological process (GO): transmembrane transport
Cellular component (GO): membrane
Molecular function (GO): transmembrane transporter activity
Source: RefSeq, a predicted model, not a curated record